Cavia porcellus (domestic guinea pig) is the source of this 843-nucleotide messenger RNA. RefSeq names its product thioredoxin like 4A (gene Txnl4a). The transcript is spliced from 3 exons. The record is from RefSeq and is a predicted model, not a curated record. Gene Ontology annotation, biological process: mRNA splicing, via spliceosome. Gene Ontology annotation, cellular component: U4/U6 x U5 tri-snRNP complex; U5 snRNP; spliceosomal complex. The coding region runs from base 228 to 656 and encodes 142 amino acids. NCBI's taxonomy places the organism in Eukaryota, Metazoa, Chordata, Mammalia, Rodentia, Caviidae.
CGGCCGGAAGUUCCGUUGCGCGGGACGUGCUGCUGUUGUGCAGCGGUGCGGGCGUGUAGCACCUGGGCGACUUGAAAAGGGGUGCGGGCCGGGCCGUGGCCGUCUGGCCCCUUGGGGUAGGGUCCCUGAGCGGGCAGCCCUGGGGCGCUUGUCGCAGCCGCACAGUUCUUUCCCGCGCCUUUAGGCAAGUCGCUCGGCGCUCUGCCGCAGAGCCGCGUGGAGCCAGGAUGUCGUACAUGCUUCCGCACCUCCACAACGGCUGGCAGGUAGACCAGGCCAUCCUCUCUGAGGAGGAUCGGGUUGUGGUCAUUCGGUUCGGACACGACUGGGACCCUACCUGCAUGAAGAUGGACGAGGUGCUGUACAGCAUAGCCGAAAAGGUUAAAAAUUUUGCAGUUAUUUAUCUCGUGGAUAUUACUGAAGUGCCUGACUUCAACAAAAUGUAUGAGUUAUAUGAUCCGUGUACAGUCAUGUUUUUUUUCAGGAACAAACACAUCAUGAUUGAUUUGGGCACUGGCAACAAUAACAAGAUUAACUGGGCCAUGGAAGAUAAGCAGGAGAUGGUUGACAUAAUAGAAACUGUAUAUCGUGGUGCCCGCAAAGGACGGGGCCUGGUGGUAUCUCCCAAAGACUAUUCCACAAAAUACAGAUACUGAGGCAGUGGCAUUAUGGUCUGUGCAGAUAAACGCUGUGGAGCCAUUUUCGUGUGGAAAUACUUUCAGCUGUGUAAAGCUUUUAGAAGAUUACAUGGAACUCAGGGACUUGGCAGGUCCUUGAGUAAGGGUUGCAUACCUUAAUUGAAGCAAAUAAACAGUGAUGGAACAGUCACAAUUGUUAAGAAAA